UUUUGCUGUCCGGUCUUGUUACUGUCUGUGGUCUUUCUUAUUUCAGGCGUUUGUAGAUUCUGCAUAUUAUCUCUAAGGAAUGUAGUAUUUUCUUAAUAGAGAGAAAACAGCAGCAACAUCGUAUGUCAAAUAGAGCUAUAAUAGGUUUAUGUUAUAAGAAAAAAACUACAAUUGCGAUACUGAAGUUUUCUGAAGUUACGGUGAUAGUAGCUAACGUUAGCUAUCGUUUUGGCGGUGUGUGGACUGCCAAUGGCGUGUGUAGAGACAUCAGAUUACAGAGUAGGAGAGGUCCUGCUGAAUAGAGUGAUGCAGGAGCAGCUGGAUGAGGUGUCAUCAGACAUCCUGGUAGUGGUCUCCACAGAAACCCAGGAGGUGGAGAGUGAUCAGGAGCAGAAGAUUGUCUCACAGCUAGCCAUGAUGAUACGGACCAUCGGAGACGCCGUCAAGAAGGACGGGAAGCUGGACGAUGCGAUAGAUGGAAUGGUGGGGAAAAUGACCAGCAAGACCAGCUACUGGAAGUUGGUAGAAAAGGUAUUUGAGGACAGUCAAAUCACCUGGGAGAGAAUUGCUGUGCUGUUUUACGUAGCAGGGAGGAUAGCUGUCAAGGUGGUGAUUGCUAACAUCCCCCAGUUAGUGAAGGACAUUCUGAAGUGGACUCUGGAGUACUUCAGAAACAAAUUACUGGAUUGGAUCCAGAAACAUGGAGGAUGGAUGAACAGUUUUGCUGAGCUGGCACGUGUGCAGGUGGAGAAGAUGUCCUCUAUGAGUGCCUGGUCCUCAGGGAUCAUCCUGGUCUUCCUCGGAGGUGUCAUACUGGGUAGUGUUAUCACCUGGAAACUGGCCAGGAGGACCUGACACACACACACACACACACACACAGUUCCACUCCAGUUCAAACGCAAUUGUGUGGCAUGACACGCAAACGCGUGGGCGUGCACACACACAAAUACAUUUGUUUACCUAGUCCAUGUAUUAUUAGUUAUCUACCUUCUGGUUUGCUCAGGAUAAAUAAGAUGACCAGAUGCUGCUGAAAGUGGUGUUGGAGAGCCAGUAGGAGGCAAUCUUUCCUCUGGUAAAAAAAAAAAAAAAAGAAAUCCCAGUGCAAAGAUUGGGGGCAUUCCCCCGUGUAGGGUGCUGUCUUUUGGAUUGGACAUUAAAACAUGUCCUGACUCUCUGUGGUCAGUAAAGAUCCCAUGGCACA
Messenger RNA from Salvelinus sp. IW2-2015, 1201 nucleotides. RefSeq names its product BCL2 associated X, apoptosis regulator b (gene baxb). The record is from RefSeq and is a predicted model, not a curated record. Gene Ontology annotation, molecular function: protein homodimerization activity; protein heterodimerization activity; channel activity. Gene Ontology annotation, biological process: extrinsic apoptotic signaling pathway in absence of ligand; intrinsic apoptotic signaling pathway in response to DNA damage; mitochondrial fusion. Gene Ontology annotation, cellular component: mitochondrial outer membrane. Lineage: Eukaryota; Metazoa; Chordata; Actinopteri; Salmoniformes; Salmonidae.